CGAUUAUUUAGUAGCAAUUUUAUCAUUUUUAACUCGUAUAAUCUUUCUCUUUCCACUAGAUUUAGCAAAUAAAGCAUGUUUUUCAAAAUUCUGACAGUGAUUUCUCACUUGCUGUCUGAGAGUUCACCAGAGACCAGAGGUGGUUUAAGUCACAGGGACUUGUUUCAACUUCCAAGUUAUAAAGAAUUCAAAUGAUCACAAUAAGACUCAGAGAAAGAACCAAACUAGAACUCUGUGAAAUUAGUUCAGUUAAGAAUCCCUUGCUGUUUUUGCUUUCUUGUCUUCAAUUACCGUUGAGCCCUCUGAUUGGUUGCUAUUAUACAAAACACUUUUAAUUCCACGUGAUUCCCACAGCAAAACAUGGCGGACGUCGAAGAAAGAUUGGAGUUGCCAAGUUGUCAGACUACGAUUGACCUUGCAUCACCCAGAGAUGGAACGCCAAAUAGCUUCUGUAGUACACCAGAGUUUGAGAUAAUAGGGAGCGAGAGCUGUUUAGUAAACAAUUCAAGACAAUCCCCUAAUCGCCAAGGUUCUCCUGCGUUCAUUUCGUCAGAGACAAGCGUAUCUAACGAAACUACCACUACUUUGAUACGUCCCAAAAUUAAAGGAUUAGACAAUUUAAAAGGACCAUCUGCAGGAGUAGACUUGAAGGAGACAAAGAGAGAAGGAUCUAAAUCUUCUGUAAAUAAGGAUGAAUGUGGCGUAGAAUGCAAGUGGAUUUCUUGUCAUGUUAUUUUAAAAAACGCUUUUGAAUUAUCAGAACACGUCAAGACUGCUCAUGUUGAGCCUAUGUCUAAACAUCAAGACGUCUUCGUCUGUUUGUGGGAAGGCUGUAAAGUGUUUGACAAACCGAGUUUAUCACACACGUGGCUUGCGAAGCAUGUAAACGUUCAUACUGGUGCAAAGCCUUUUAAGUGUAUGAUAAGUGGAUGCUCUAUGACAUUUUCUUCGAGAGAGGGUCUCGCCAGACAUGUGCCGUCGCAUUUUAACGACGCUAAGCCGACAAAAAGACAAAAGUCAGAUAAUGAUUCCUCGCCCAAGAAAGUAAUGAAAAAGAAGAAGAAAAAAGUGAAGAUCCUUCGGCAGGAAAAACCACCACCUCAAGUUAAGGAGGAUUUCAUUGACCAGCAUGCAGUAAGCAGUAUAAAAGACAAGUUGCCACACGUGAUGCCUGUGUCAUGCUACAGACUUGGCAUUGAUGGUGCAAGCAUUGUCUUUCAGAGUAAGGUUCUUGGGAGGAGAACAGAAGAGAAGUCCGGAGAGGAAGAUGUACUACUGAGAUGGCUGCCAGAAGAUAUACUACCAGAUGAAUGGGUUCCUUUGAAUGAGGUUCAAAAGCACAGGACACGAACUGUACACAUCUCCCAGCUCCCAAACGACGUGGCCGCUGAUUUGGAUCCCUCGUUCUACAGACAAUUGUCACACAGAAAACACCACCGAAAAUGAUAUUUACCGUUUGUUUACAAAGAUCUAACCGCAACACAUGCUCUUAAAGUAAUGAUACGCCUGUGCAAAUUCCCCUUGACUAUCAAAGCUAGCCCGGGUUUUCAUUGCUUUCCCACUCUCAUGGAUUGCUUUAGGAAACUCGCAAGCACUCUUUCCACCAGUCAUAAUGCAAGACUAAAACCAGUCAUGAAUUUUUCAGUCGCGUUUUUCCCAAGAUGAGGCUGGUUACAUGUGUUUACUGUCAGUUCCCUUUAGGCCUCUGAAGUUCUGACACGUAUCUGUGUUCUGGGUAGCCAUUGUGAACACAGUCUUGUCGAUAAAGGCUCUUAAAAUUGUAAAAUCCCCAUCUCCUCUCUUUGCGGUCAAAGUUUUUCUGCUCGUGUAUUUAUAAACCUCUUUUGCGGAUUAUUUUUCAUUACAAAGCUAGGUUUCUUUUAUUGUUUGAUAUGACCGUCAUUUGUCUUUGUCCCUAACUCGUCUUGCAUUUUCUUUUUUUUUUUUUUUUGGAACAAGUUGCUUUAAUGAGAUGAACCUUCCUCCCCCAUUAUCAAAUCUUUCAAUGAGUAGCUGUAAAAUUUCUGCUUAGAUGUCAUUGAUUAUGGCGUUAAAGGGGUAAUUUCUCUUAAAUGGUAGUUUAAGAUACGUAGUCGUUUUCUCCCUCCCGGAACUAAGUUAUUCUUUGGUUGCUUUGUGAAGCGUGUAGAUCCACAUUCUUUGUAAAAGGGCACUUCCGGUUAACAUUCUUGGAUGGGAGAUUACUCCAUCAGCUUCCGUAAUGAAACUUGUAGAAUGAAAGGCAUGUAAAUAUUUAUACAAAGGGAAUAUUGAAGUGUGGACAGGCGCCAGUAUUUCGUUAUCUCCCCUUGUGUUUACGCCAGGCUGCCUCAAAAGAUUUUUAAUCAUAAUGAAUUAGCAUAGCUCCUAGUUUAUUGUACAGGCAGCACUGCGGCGUCGAUAACUGCAGUACUGAAGUGAGUUCAAUAUCUAUUUCUAUUUAUUUGCUGCAAUAUAUUUUGUUCACACAAGAAAGAGUUUAUGAAUAAAGCUAUACUGUACAUAC
Molecule: messenger RNA, 2506 nt
Organism: Stylophora pistillata
Lineage: Eukaryota; Metazoa; Cnidaria; Anthozoa; Scleractinia; Pocilloporidae
Product: zinc finger protein AEBP2
Biological process (GO): regulation of transcription by RNA polymerase II
Cellular component (GO): ESC/E(Z) complex
Source: RefSeq, a predicted model, not a curated record